Molecule: messenger RNA, 387 nt
Organism: Perkinsus marinus ATCC 50983
Lineage: Eukaryota; Perkinsozoa; Perkinsida; Perkinsidae
Exons: 1
Coding region: 1-387 (128 amino acids)
Source: RefSeq, a predicted model, not a curated record
AUGGCUAAACGUCUGCGUAGUGAGGCAGCCCUCCGUCGCCGCAAGGCUAAAGAACGCACUAGGCGGGCAUUGCUGCGGGACAAGACCCCCAAAGCGUUCAAGCCGUCGGGGCGUGCAUCGGUGCCGUCUAUCACUUCACCUCUCGGUAAAGAGACUCCUUUUGGCCCCCAUAAGAGCGUUGAUCAUUCGGCUGAUCGACGUGCUAUCGAUCUCUACAAGACGGCUUUUGCUUUGGCUGAGUCCGAGCAGGUCGAAUUAUUGGAGAAGAUUUCGGAUGGAACAGCGGAAGCCUCCAAAUGCGAUUGGGGUAAUUUGAAAGGAUCUGAACACGUUGACGAGAAUAUCGGUACUGUGGACAUAGAAAUCGGUACUGGAUCCCGACAGUGA